Messenger RNA from Prorocentrum cordatum, 1155 nucleotides. The record is from the annotation of a GenBank genome assembly. Lineage: Eukaryota; Dinophyceae; Prorocentrales; Prorocentraceae.
AGCCAGCCAGCCCCCCCUUUCGGCCCCCGUCCUCCUCCUGAUCCGUGAGUGACUGAGCUCAAGCCGCGGCGGCCUCGAGCGCAGGGCGCCCACCUGCGAGGGAGCGCCUCGUGGUGCGCGGCGCCCGGCGCUGUAAUGGCCGAGGCGUGCGAGCCCAUGGCGCCGUCCAUUGCAGACGACGUGGAGGAGCAGUUCGAGCUCUGCGGGGUGUCCACCCCCCAUCUCCAGAGCCGCGCGCUGGUCGAGAGGCGCAUGGCAGUGCCAGGGAAAGACGCACAUCCUAUUGCCGGCACUCGCAGGCUCGCCCUGGGGCGCUUCCUCCGCCAUCUUCUGUCCGCCAUCGCACACGGGUGUGGUGGGACCAUCCGUACAGAUGUUCUCCAGCAGGUUUGGUUCGACAGCAUGCACAUGUGCGACAUCCUGGCUGCACGCGGCUUGAACUUCGCUCAUCAUGCUACAUCACACGCUACCGCGGUGCUGAGGAUCUUGUGGAAGAUGAGAGAUGCUACGCUCACGCUGCCCAGUAACCAUCUCUCGAAGCUGACGGAGGUAUUGUGGAAGCACGGUAUGGCCGUGCAGCCUGUGUUGCCAGAAGACAUCAACAGCGCCGAGAGCCGCAUCUUGUUCUGCUUGGGUUGGCAGGUCUGGCUCCCGUCGCUCCACUGGUGGCUGGCCACUUUCUUCUCGCGGCUCAGGGUCCUGACCAAGCAGCAGCCAGCAAACCGCGAGGAGUCCGAGUUCGAGGCGGUCAUGACGCAGAUGUGGCAGCGGAGCUACACGUGCAGCCUUGCCGUGGUGAUGCACGUGGCGUCGCUCGGCCAGUCGGCCCCCCGCCUCUCUGCCACGGGCCUGCUGGGCCUCUGCUGCGUGCGCGCGGGCCUGCUCCAGCUGCACGACGUCUGCCCCGAGCGGCUCGGGGCGCCCGAGUGGGAGGGUGUCUACGCGCGGGCGAUGGGAACGGUGCCGGCGUUCAGGGCAGGCUCCCGCGUGGCCAAUGCCGCUCAAAUCGUCCAGGCGGCGACCGGCAGCAGCAGGGACGCGAUCCGAGGGGCGUGUUGGCACGUCGCCCUGGCCCUGUCGGAUGCGUGCCCGGCGGGUGCCCAGGAGACCGUGUAGAUUCUAGACGCCUGGCUCAGUGGGGCGACGGAGGAGGAG